AUGACGGACACAACCCAUGAGAGACACAACCCAUGUCAGACACAACCCAUGACAGACACAACCCAUGACAGACACAACCCAUGGCAGACACCACCCAUGUCAGACACAACCCAUGGCAGUCACAACCACUGGCAGACACAACCCAUGUCAGCCACAACCCAUGUCAGCCACAACCCAUGUCAGACGCAACCCAUGACAGACGCAACCCAUGUCAGACACCACCCAUUAGAGACACCACCCAUGUCAAACACAACCCAUGUCAGACACCACCCAUGUCAGACACCACCCAUGACAGACACAACCCAUGUCAGACACAACCCAUGUCAGACACAACCCAUGUCAAACACCACCAAUGUGAGAUACAACCCAUGGCAGACACAACCAUUGGCAUACACAACCCAUGUCAGACGCAACCAACACAACCCAUGUCAGACAAAACCCAUGACGGACACAACCCAUGACGAACACAACCCAUGUCAGACACAACCCAUGUCAGACACAACCCAUUACAGCCACAACCCAUGA
Liolophura sinensis is the source of this 525-nucleotide messenger RNA. RefSeq names its product swi5-dependent recombination DNA repair protein 1 homolog. The transcript has a single exon. Bases 1 to 525 code for a protein of 174 amino acids. NCBI's taxonomy places the organism in Eukaryota, Metazoa, Mollusca, Polyplacophora, Chitonida, Chitonidae. The record is from RefSeq and is a predicted model, not a curated record.